Molecule: messenger RNA, 705 nt
Organism: Rotaria sp. Silwood1
Lineage: Eukaryota; Metazoa; Rotifera; Eurotatoria; Philodinida; Philodinidae
Source: the annotation of a GenBank genome assembly
AUGUCUUUUUCUGAGGAUGUCAUUGAUUUAAAAUGUCCCCUUUGUCUUUGCCGUUUUUAUGAUCCAAUUAUUCUUGAUUGUGGACAUACAUUUGAUCGAUCAUGUAUACAAAAAAUGAUAGAUUUAAAUGAAUUAUUCAAUCCAACAAGACCAAGUCGAUGUCCUCUAUGUAAUUUUAUAUUUAAUCCAAGAAAUCCUUUAAUAUCAAAUAAAUCAUUAAAUAAGCUUAUUAAACUUGAUUCAACAUAUGAAUGGUUUUUUAUUGAUAUAAAAUCACCUGAACAAAAAACAAAUGUUCUUACAUUUCUCAAACGUGUAUUUAAUAAAAGAGAUAUAUCACAAAUACAUCAUAUUAUUUUUGAAACUGAUGAUAAAAGAUUAGAAUUUAAUUCUAGUAUAGAUUUUGAUCAAGAAUUAAAACCAAAAUCUAUAUCAAAUUUAAAUAAUAUGCUACAAGAUGUUUGUAAAUAUUUACAACAACAAAAUGGUCUUCGCAAAAUUUGUAUUCUUACUGAUGGAUUAACAAAACAUUCAAAUUUAACAAAGAUUAAGUCGAAUAUAAUUAAUCAACGUUUUAUUAUUCAUAUAGGAGAUAAAAAUAUUGCACGGACUCGUCAACUUGCUGAUGAUAUUAAUUUUCAUUUUGAAUAUUUCAAUGAGAAAACACUCGAUAUUUAUGUACAACAUUUUAUUAUAAAUUUUUAA